AGAAUAUACGGCUCUACGUCAUUGGCCAGACUGGUUUGCCGACAGCCAAGAUGGCGGCCACGAUGUUGAGGUCGCUUACUAAACUAGGACGUCCUUCAACAAAAUUGAUAUUAAGCAAUAAUUUGCUGAGCCCUGGCUGCACUGUCCUGCAAAACAGGCAGAAACAAUGGCAGCCAGAUGUGGAGUGGACAGAGCAGACUGCUGGGGCAGUGAUGUACCCCACUGCCAUGACUGAGAAAUGGUCUCCACCCCCCUGGAAUGACAAAGAUCCUCCUGCAGAGAAGGAUGUGUCCAACCUGACCAUCAACUUUGGUCCCCAGCAUCCUGCCGCUCACGGUGUGUUGCGUCUAGUCCUGGAGCUCAGCGGAGAGUCUGUCAAGAAAUGUGAUCCUCACAUUGGCCUGCUUCACCGUGGCACAGAGAAACUCAUUGAAUACAAGACCUACCUGCAGGCUCUGCCCUACUUUGACCGUCUGGACUAUGUUUCCAUGAUGUGUAACGAACAGGCCUACUCUUUGGCUGUGGAGAAGCUGCUCAACAUCAAAGCUCCACCGCGUGCAGAGUGGAUUAGAGUUCUGUAUGGGGAGAUGACUCGCAUCCUUAACCACAUCAUGGCCAUCACCACACACGCACUUGACAUUGGCGCCAUGACCCCCUUCUUCUGGAUGUUUGAGGAGAGAGAGAAGAUGUUUGAGUUUUAUGAACGAGUGUCUGGGGCCAGAAUGCACGCUGCAUACGUCAGACCUGGUGGUGUUCAUCAGGAUAUGCCCCUUGGCUUGAUGGAUGACAUCUAUUUGUGGUGCAAGAAUUUCUCCAUUAGAAUCGAUGAAGUAGAAGAGAUGUUGACCAACAAUCGUAUCUGGAAGAAUCGUACUCUUGACAUCGGGGUGGUCACUGCUGAGGAAGCCCUCAACUAUGGCUUCAGUGGAGUGAUGCUGCGUGGGUCAGGCAUCAAGUGGGACCUGAGAAAGUCUCAGCCUUACGACAAGUAUGACGAAGUGGAGUUUGACGUUCCUAUUGGAAUCCGGGGAGACUGCUAUGACAGAUAUCUGUGCAGAGUGGAGGAGAUGAGGCAGUCCCUGAGGAUCAUGCACCAGGCGCUCAACAAGAUGCCAGAAGGAGAGAUUAAGGUGGAUGACGCCAAGGUCGCCCCACCAAAAAGGUCUGAGAUGAAGACCUCCAUGGAGUCUCUGAUCCACCACUUUAAACUGUACACAGAGGGCUACCAGGUCCCCCCAGGAGCCACAUACACAGCUGUGGAGGCACCCAAGGGAGAGUUUGGUGUUUAUUUGGUAUCAGACGGCUCCAGCAGACCCUAUCGCUGCAAGAUCAAAGCUCCUGGAUUCGCUCACUUGGCUGGUCUGGAUAAAAUGGCCAAAGGACACAUGCUAGCUGAUGUGGUGGCCAUUAUUGGUACACAGGACAUAGUGUUUGGUGAGGUUGACCGUUAAUGUGAACGUUCCAGGAAGAGCAGAAUUCAUUCGUUCCACUCCACAUCUGUUGGUCAUAUUCUCUUCCUGUUCGCUGUAGUGAGGCUUUGACAGAAAACUCUGCUUAUAAUCAAUGAUGUACAAUGUCCAAAUAAACCUAAUAAAUAUUUUAUGACUGAACAGA
Molecule: messenger RNA, 1614 nt
Organism: Acanthopagrus latus (yellowfin seabream)
Lineage: Eukaryota; Metazoa; Chordata; Actinopteri; Spariformes; Sparidae
Gene: ndufs2
Product: NADH:ubiquinone oxidoreductase core subunit S2
Exons: 14
Coding region: 51-1451 (466 amino acids)
Biological process (GO): mitochondrial electron transport, NADH to ubiquinone
Molecular function (GO): quinone binding; NADH dehydrogenase (ubiquinone) activity; NAD binding
Source: RefSeq, a predicted model, not a curated record